AGUCAAUAGCUGGUGGAGGUGGUGGUGCUACCAAUGACACACACGGAGCGGUCCGCGUCACUAGGCAUCAAGCCUCCUCUCUCCCUUCUCGCUCCGCUCCCUCUGCCCACCUCCCUUCUGCACCUCCCCCAAUCAACCUCUGGUCCCUAUCAUCCCUCUUCCGCCCCUCCCUCUCCCUCUUGCACUGCAUCCCAUGCGCAGAUCCAAGAGCUGGUGGAAGCAGUGGUGCUAUCCAAAAGCUGGUGGAGGCAGUGGUACUGCCGAUGACGCACAAGGAGCACUUUGUGUCACUAGGCAUCAAGCCGCCCAAGGGGGUACUGCUGUACGGCCCUCCCGGCACCGGCAAGACGCUCAUUGCGAGGGCGUGUGCCGCUCAGACCAACGCCACCUUCCUUAAGCUGGCUGGACCGCAGCUGGUUCAGGUGAGGUGGAGUGGAGUGCGGGCGUGUGCUGCUCAGACCAACGCCACGUUCCUUAAGCUGGCAGGCCCGCAGCUCGUGCAGAUGUUCGUAGGAGACGGGGCGAAGCUAGUGCGGGAUGAGUUUCAGCUGGCAAAGGAGAAGUCGCCGUGCAUCAUCUUCAUUGAUGAAAUCGACGCCAUCGGCACCAAACGAUCUGUUAGUGAAGUGAGUGGGGAUCGUGAGGUGCAGCGAACGAUGCUGGAGCUGCUGAGUCAGCUGGAUGGUUUCAGCAGUGACGACAGAAUUAAGGUCGUGGCAGCCACCAACCGGGCCGACAUCCUCGACCCGGCUCUCAUGCGCUCGGGGCGGCUGGACAGGAAGAUUGAGUUCCCUCACCCCACCGAGGAGGCGCGGGCUUGCAUCCUGCAGAUCCACUCACGGAAAAUGAACCUUCACCCAGAAGGGUGA
This is a messenger RNA of Closterium sp. Naga37s-1, 869 nucleotides long. NCBI's taxonomy places the organism in Eukaryota, Viridiplantae, Streptophyta, Zygnematophyceae, Desmidiales, Closteriaceae. The record is from the annotation of a GenBank genome assembly.